Messenger RNA from Rhinocladiella mackenziei CBS 650.93, 1401 nucleotides. RefSeq lists its product as uncharacterized. The transcript has 2 exons. Gene Ontology annotation, molecular function: ubiquitin conjugating enzyme binding; ubiquitin binding. Gene Ontology annotation, biological process: ubiquitin-dependent protein catabolic process. NCBI's taxonomy places the organism in Eukaryota, Fungi, Ascomycota, Eurotiomycetes, Chaetothyriales, Herpotrichiellaceae. Gene Ontology annotation, cellular component: cytoplasm. The record is from RefSeq and is a predicted model, not a curated record. The coding region runs from base 1 to 1401 and encodes 466 amino acids.
AUGGCUAACGACGGCACAGUAAGUUCUUCCGGCCCCUCUGCUGUGACAGUCCUGACCUCCAAUAUGCAGGCCUCACCCGUCUCACCACUCCAACCCUCCGACGGACCGCCCGAAUCUCCCACCACUGCACGCCCGUUAGAUUUCGACAGCGACCAAGAAACAGGGACUGUGACGCCAACCACAUUAUCCAAGACUGAAGCUUCUCUUCCCAAACCUCCUUCCAGAGAUGAACCUGCUCCUCCACCAAAACCACCCCGACCAAUGAGUCCCCGCGAACAAGCGGAGAACACUUUGAAAGAAGCCUUCCCCUCUGUCGAUGCGAAUGUCGUACGGGCAGUUCUCACAGCAAGUGGAGGAAACCUGGAGCCCGCCUUCAAUGCCUUGCUAGGCAUGACAGAUCCUGACUCCCAACGAGAGCCCGAUCCUCCUGCCAAACCUCCUCGACCUACCCAACAAGGCUCCCACACAUCUGCCAAACUCAGUCAAUUAGAAGCGGACGAACUGUAUGCGAGGCAAUUGGCUGAACAUUACAGUGGUGCGGAUGGACUGCAACAACGACGUCGGGGAUCCGGGGGAAGAUAUAAUGAAGGUUUACAAGGGUCAAGACCAGGCCGGCCCGGAGCCAAUCCUAAUCCUGAUGAUGUUCCAUGGCGAAGUUUCAUCGAUGACGAUCUCCCCGAAAUCCGCGAUAACAUUCGUAAGGGCUUUGUCGAGACACAAAAAACUGUGAACAGUUGGAUCUCGGCGUUCAAGAAGAAAAUUGACGGUGAAGAUGAAGAUUCGGAGUUCAACCAACAAUCAUCCCAAGACUACGGAGGAGGUUAUUCACAAUCGCAGUCAAUGCCUGGUCGCCGCAGUGCCGACAUGCGACGAAGCGCGGACUUGCAACGCUAUGACGCCGACAUGCAACCCAUCGGGGAUGACUUUUCGAAAUUAGAACUACGAGACGGAGAGGCGCCGCCACGCACAUCGAGCCGCCCGCUGGCGAACCCGAAUUUGUUCCGAUCAGGAGCUACGGGCCCGGAACGACGCCCAUCACCGGGCACAAACCGCAAGGUGUCCUUCCAAGAUGGACCACCCGAGGAGAUCAAAGAUAUGUAUUCAGCAUCCCCUAAACCAGGGCCGGUGACCGCGGCCGCCGCAGCGCCAGGGAAACCCAACAAAUGGCAGCCGUUGGCUACAGUUGACCCGAGCCCCGUUACGGACAAUGACCCGUUCAGUCUCGGCGACAGUGACGAGGAGAAAGACGCUAAGAUGAUCACGCUGAAAGACGACGAGGCCAAAGAUGCAGCCGACGACAAGAAAGCCAAAGUCGAAGACACAAAGGCCGACGAAGACGAGCCGGUUAAGAAAGUCACGGAUCAAGCGAUGAAGGAGAGUAGGGGAAGCGAUUCCAAAUGA